AUGAGCCUUACAAACAAAGACAAUGUUUUUAGUACUAAUGGCCUUCUCACUUUUGAAAAUGGAGACUCAUCUUAUACACCGCCACGGUCGUCAACUAACCCUCAUAUAGCGCCAUACUGGACGGAUUUAUAUCCACUAGGUAGCAACGGAGGAUAUGUAUACUACAAAACCUAUAAUGACUUUACAACACUUAAUAAGGCCACAUCUGAUGUCCGACAGUUUGGUGGAAUGCCUUUAUCUUCCUUCCAGGCAAAAUGGGUUUUGGUUGUGACGUGGAGUAGAACACCGUUUUUUCCCAACACCAAUGGUCCUACGGUUACUGUCCAGUGUGUCCUGAUAACGGAUCAUGUCUCUACAUACACCAUUUUUCACUACAUCGAUGUAAACAUUAUCAAUCAAGGGCACAAUAUCAGAAUAGGAUUCUAUAACGGUUCACCCUUCGACAAUCCAUACUCAUUUACCGACAAUGCAUAUAAAAUGAGUCAAAUCGUGGGAAACACAGGAUUAAAUCGUGUUUGGUUUUACACAGUAGCGGCAGAUGGGAAUGACUGUGCCUCGGGACCCUGUGUUCAUGGUUCUUGUGUUGACUUGUACGGAGAUUUUAGAUGUAACUGCCCGGCUGGCUUUACUGGGAAAAGAUGCGAUAUGGAUAUAAAUGAAUGUCUGACCUAUCCAUGUGAUAAGGGGACGUGUCACAAUACCAAGGGGAGUUACUCCUGUUCUUGCCAAGUAGGAUGGACGGGACAACACUGUGAAAACGACAUUAAUGAGUGUACGUCAUCACCAUGCCAAAAUGGCGGAAGCUGUGUAAAUAACCAGGGAUCCUUUUCUUGCAUCUGUGCAGCCGGCUGGACAGGACCGAUCUGUGAAGUAGAUGUUAAUGAAUGUAAUGCACAGCCCUGUUAUCAUGGACAGUGUCAUAAUUCCGAUGGAAGUUAUAAAUGUGCAUGUGAAAUGGGGUGGAUGGGAAAACAUUGCAAUAUAGAUAUAAAUGAAUGCUUAUCCGUCGGUAUCUGUAAUCAUGGGACAUGUGUAAAUACAGAUGGUUCUUUCUACUGCCAUUGUCUUAACGGGUGGAGCGGUCAGAAUUGCAAUCAAGAUAUUGAUGAGUGUGCAACAUCAUCGCCAUGUUGCAAUGGAGGAAGCUGCGUGAACAACCCAGGGUCGUUUUCCUGCAACUGUGUCAGUGGAUGGACUGGGUCAGUCUGUGAAAAAGAUGUUGAUGAAUGUGACAGCACAACAUGUAAUAACGACGGAGUUUGCUACAAUGUUCCCGGAAGUUACUUCUGCCAGUGUCAUCACGGUUAUACGGGAAAUCUUUGUAAUACAGACGUAGAUGAAUGUAGGACAUCUCUAAUCUGCCACAAUGGGGGUAUCUGUAUAAAUCAGCAAGGUUUUUCUACGUGUAAAUGUGACAGCAGACAAGGGUAUAUCGGACGUCACUGUAAAGAAGAUAUCCAAGAAUGUGGUCUUGAAAUCACUCCCUGUCUGAAUAACGGGUCAUGCAGUAAUACCCAUGGCUCGUUCAACUGUACGUGUGGACAUCAUUGGAAGGGAGAAUUUUGUCAGAAUGAAAGAAAUGCAUGCAGUGACUCUCCAUGCAAAAAUGGUGGGGUCUGUGAAUUAAUAAAUGACACAUUCGUAUGCCACUGUCCUCAGGGUUAUAAAGGAGAUAUGUGUGAAACAGUCCUCCCUGCCUGCUUUUAUGAUCCAUGUUGGAACAAUGGAACUUGUCAUGACACUAAUGGAAGUGCCACCUGUGGUUGUUCCCCUGGAUUUACGGGACAAUACUGUACAAAUGACAUAAACGAGUGUUUGUCUUCUCCCUGCAUUAACAACAGUCUAUGUGUCAACACAGCUGGAAAUUUUGUAUGCGUCUGCCAGGCAGGAUACAGAGGCAGACUUUGUGAUUUAGGUCCCUGUGAUGUUGUAAACUGUCAAAACAAUGGCACCUGUGUUGUCCAUGGAUCCUCAACAGCAUGUCUGUGUUCGCCUGGAUUUACAGGAGUAAAUUGUGACCAAGAAAUUAAUGAAUGUGAUUUGGUACCAUGUGCAGAAAAUUACACAUGCAACAAUACACUUGGUGGUUUUGAGUGUAUACACUGCAAUGGUUCUAUUGAAAACUGCACAACUGAUAUUAAUGAAUGUGAUUUGGAACCAUGUGCAGAAAAUUACACAUGCAACAAUACACUUGGUGGUUUUGAAUGUAUACAUUGCAAUGAUUCGUUUGAAAACUGCACAACUGUUGGAAUGGAUGCUUGCAGCAAUUCUUGCCAAAAUGAUGGUCUGUGUUUGGGCAGUCAAGGCAAUAACAAUUCCUCCACAUGCCUGUGUAGACUAGGGUGGACGGGGAAUAACUGUGAAUCAGCUAUUGACUUCUGUGAGAACAUUACUUGUCAAAACAAUGGAUCUUGUCAAUCUGCACUCGGCAACUUCACUUGUGUUUGUUUACCUGGAUUCAGAGGAGAAUUUUGUGAAGCAGAUAUUGAUGAAUGUAUGUUUGAACCGUGUUUCAACAAUGGGAACUGCACAAAUGUUAAUGGAAGCUACGUGUGUUCCUGUACAGAUGAGUUCAAAGGUUCACAAUGUGACCUAGAAGUCGAUCAGUGUAUUUCAUCUCCAUGCAAAAAUAAUGCUACAUGCACACCAGAAUAUGGAUCAUUUUCCUGUAAUUGCAAUUAUGGCUGGACUGGGAGCACGUGUCAACAAGAUGUAAAUGAAUGUUUGGGAAAUCCCUGCUAUGGUAAUAGCACCUGUGAAAAUAUUGCCAGCUCGUACCUUUGUCACUGUCCAUUGGAGAGAACGGGGAGAAACUGUGAACUAGACUAUGAUGAGUGUCUGUCUAAUCCAUGUCAUCACGGAAUCUGUAUAAAUCUUUAUGGAGGAUUUACUUGUGUUUGUGAGAAAGGAUUUAAUGGGACCCUUUGCAAUGAAGAUAUCGACGAAUGCAAAGAGAAUCCAUGCAGCAAUAAUGGGACAUGCAUCAACUCGGAGGGAAGUUAUCAUUGUUACUGUGGUACACAAUGGACGGGAGACAAAUGUCAGACAGAUAUUAACGAGUGUUCUUUGAUUGGAUGUAGAAAUAAUGGAACUUGUAUUAACACCGACGGUUCCUUCCGAUGCAAAUGUAACAGUUUCUACACAGGGAUUUAUUGCGAUGAAGAUGUAAAUGAAUGUGUAACGCAACCUGAAAUUUGUAAAAAUGGAGGAACAUGUGAAAAUCUCUGUGGAAGCUACAAAUGUCAUUGUACUGAGGGGAACGCCGGAUACAACUGUGAUGGGGAUGUUAAUGAGUGCUUAGAAUGGAUUGAUCCAUGUAAACAUGGAGGGCUUUGUACUAAUACCAAAGGUUCAUUUAAUUGUAACUGUACUUCAAACUGGACCGGAAGUACCUGCCAGGAUGAUGUAAACGAAUGCAGGUACUUACCAUCAUUAUGUCAACACAACGGAGCAUGCUUUAAUUUUGAUGGAGGAUUCAAUUGCACUUGUGUACCUGGAUAUAAAGGAGCACUUUGUGAAAUAGAUGUUGACGAAUGCACAGAGUGGACAAUAGAGCCGCCAUGUAAACAUGGCGGCCAAUGUAUCAAUAACAAAGGAUCCUUUAACUGUAACUGUACUUCAAACUGGACAGGAAGUGUUUGUCAAGAAGAUAUAAAUGAUUGCCGGAAAUUCCCAUGCGAGAACAAUGGAACAUGCUACAACUUUGAAGGAGGGUUCAAUUGUACUUGUGAGGCUGGAUUUACCGGAGCCCUUUGUGAAUUGGAUAUAAAUGAAUGCCUGUCAGACCCUUGUAAAAAUAACGGUUCAUGCCAGAACACGAUAGGAUCGUUCUAUUGUGAUUGUGUUAAUAACUGGUAUGGGGUAUUUUGUGAAAAAGACUUGUGUAACACGGAGCCAGUACAACUAGUAUUUGUUGUUGAUACGUCUUUUAGCACAUCAAGAAAAAUAUUUCAGCAACAAAAAGACUUCAUCUCUGAUAUCGUUUCAAGAGUAACUCUUGCAGAUAAUAAAUUCAAGAUAGCGGUUGCAUCAUAUGGGGGAAAUACAAACAUUGACAUAAAGUUUGAUUCCUACAAAAACAAUAAAACAUUACUUCUUGAACAAAUAUCUAAGCUUUCAUUCAUGAAUGGAACAACUGACAUUCACAAUGCAUCGUACACCGUCAAGAAUUUCCUGAAUGUCACUAAGGGAAGUAACCAGUUUGUGUUAUUUUUCACGGACGGGAUGCCAUCUAAUCUACAACUUGCUAUAAACGGAACAGGAGAGUUGCGGGCCCGUCUGCUAAAUUCAAGUUCCCAUAAUGCUUUGAUGUUUGUAUCGUUUGGCAAUGACGUCAGACAUGUUGGUUUUAAGAAAAUGUCGGGAGAUCCGAGAUAUAAGGAUGUGUUCAGUCACAUUUCAAUUAACCCAUUCUAUCAACUAGUAAGAAGGUUGAUGGACGAAAAAUGUGCAGCUUGCUAUUAUCAAGAGCUGGUGGAUAUUAUGUUUGUUCUUGAUAUAUCUUCAAUUAUACCACUUAGUGCGUUCUCUGGAAGUUUAAGCAUCAUCUUUUCAAUUUUAAAGCACCUAGAACCAUUUGUUGUGCUAGCACCGGACCAUACCCAACUAGGAGCAGUCUAUUUCUCAAACGAACCUCAUCUAUUAAUGCAGCUUAAUCAAUCUACGGAUUUUAAUAGUUUUGCUAGCAAACUUUUGAGCGUUUCUCAAGACAGCCAUGGGUUUCAGAACGUCAGUUCCAAUGUAGCAAAAGCUUUAGAAUUCACAAGAUCUCAUCUCCUGUCCCCAGAAACUGGUGCGCGAGAAUCGUCCAGAAAACUUAUCAUACAUAUUUACACUGGAUUCGAUUCUAAUGCUACAAAUUCUGCUGAAGUGGUAAAAGCGUUAACCUAUGAUCAAAUCACUGUUUUUUCGAUAGGAGUUGGAGACAAAUACACAUACGAUGAUGUCUUGUUAACCGCAUCCAGCUCUUUUCAUGCAUUUUUUGCUGAAUAUGAUGAAAGGAAAGCUAAAUGGGGACUGACGGAAACAGAAUUAGAAUUCAUUAAAAAUAUUGAUCAUUUUACAUGUACGAAAAGAAUAAAUAGUGCGUACAAUUACGUCCCAGAGGGAAACGUUCUGGUUAGUGAUGACAUCACAACAACAGUGGAGGUUAAAGAAGGAAUUCCAGUAGGAAACCUGAAUUUCAAUCAAAUGAGUACAAACGGGCUUAUUACAUUUCAAAAACCAGUUUAUGAUUAUGUACCCACAAACCUGACAACGUAUCCUCUGCUGGCUGCGUACUGGACUGACUUAUUUCCAGUAGGAAAUAACGGCGGUUAUAUGUACUAUAAGAUAUAUACAUCCGGAUCAACCCUCGAAGAAGCUAGUUCUGACCGGUUCAGUUUGGCUGGAAUUUGGUUUUACACUCUAGCAGCAGAUGUUAAUGACUGUGCUUCAGGACCUUGUUUGCACGGCGCUACAUGUAUAGAUUUGUAUGGUGGUUUUAGAUGUAACUGCCCAGCUCCCUUCACUGGAAAAAGAUGCGAGAAUGAUAUCAAUGAGUGUAUUGCACAGCCUUGUUAUUACGGUUCGUGUACCAACACCAUAGGAAGUUACUUCUGUACCUGUAACACUGGGUGGACCGGAAGUCACUGUAAAACAGAUAUAAAUGAGUGUUUAACUGGUGGUAUAUGUGGACAUGGUUCAUGCAGUAAUACAAAUGGUUCAUUUCACUGCAAUUGUAUCCCGGGGUGGAGUGGCCCUACCUGUGAUCAAGAUAUAGACGAGUGCUUAACAUCAUCACCAUGUUGCAAUGGAGGAAACUGCUUAAAUAACCCUGGAUCUUUUUCCUGUAACUGUGUCACAGGUUGGACCGGAUCAGUCUGCGAAAAAGAUGUUGAUGAAUGUACAAGCAGGACAUGUCAUCACGGAGAUUGCCAAAACAUUCCAGGAAGAUACUUAUGUUUGUGUCGUGAAGGUUUCACUGGCAGUCGCUGUGAUACAGAUAUCAACGAGUGCCAAUUAAUAGGGUGUAGGAACAAUGGAAGUUGUACAAACACCUAUGGUUCCUUUGUCUGCCAUUGCGACGAAUUUUACACAGGAAAAUAUUGUGAAGAAGAUAUAAAUGAAUGUAUAAGGAGACCUUCAAUUUGUAAAAACGGAGGAACAUGUGAGAAUCUCUGUGGGGAUUAUAUGUGUCAUUGUCCCCCGGGACGUUCCGGGAAAACUUGUGAUGCAGAUGUAAAUGAGUGUUUAGAAUGGACCUCAGAGCCACCAUGUAAACAUGGGGGCAACUGUACCAAUACAGAGGGGUCAUUCUACUGUAACUGUUCGUCAAACUGGACCGGAAGUGUUUGUCAGGAAGAUGUGAAUGAAUGCAGGGACUUUCCCUGUCAAAACAAUGGCGAGUGUUUUAAUUUCCAGGGAGGAUUUGGCUGUACUUGUAUGCCAGGGUUUACAGGCGCUCCUUGCGAACUAGACAUCAAUGAAUGCUUAACUGGGCCUUGCAAAAACAACGUUUCUUGUGUCAACACUUAUGGUUCGUAUAAAUGCCAUUGUGUGGAUAACUGGGGUGGAAAGCAUUGCGAAAUAGACUUGUGCAAGACAAAGCCAGCCCGGUUAGUGUUUGUUGUUGACACUUCUUUCAGUACCAGCCACAAAGUAUUUCAACAACAGAAGGACUUCAUCUCUAACGUCAUUUCAAGAUUUUCCCUCUCAAACGAAAAAUUCAAGGUAGCAGUAGCAUCAUACGGAAUGAAUACAAGCAUCGACAUAGGGUUCGAUUCUUAUGAAAACAAUAAAACAGUACUGCUGGAUCUCAUCUCUAAGGUUUCAUUUAUGAAUGGAAAAACUGAUAUUCAUAAUGCCUCAUACAAAGUGAGGGAUGUUUUGAAUGAAACCAAAGGGAGUAACCAGUUUGUAUUCUUUUUUACGGAUGGGAUGCCUACUGAUCUAAAACUAGCUAUAAAUGGAACAGGGGAACUGCGAGCACGUUUGCUUAACUCUACUUCCAAUAAUGCUUUGAUGUUCGUGGCUUUCGGUGAAGACAUUAGACAUGAGGGGCUGAGGAGAAUAUCAGGAGACCCACAUUAUAAUGAUGUUUUUACUCAUAUUUCUAUGGAUCCCAUGGAUUAUGUGAUGAAGAGACUGGUAGAUGAAAAAUGCACAGCAUGCUUUCAACAAUAUAUGGUGGAUCUUAUGUUUGUUAUUGACGUAUCUUCAAUUCUACCACAAGAAACAUUCUCCGGUAGUUUAUGAGUCAUUAACUCAAUUUUAGAGCGCCUGAAACCUGUAACUUCUUUGGGACAAAACAAAACUCAAAUAGGAGCGGUUUAUUUUUCAAACGAACCUCACCUGUUAAUGCAGUUGAACGAGACAUACGAUUUUGAUAGUAGUGCAAGCAAAAUUAUGGGGAUAGAACAAGACUGUACAAGCUAUCGGAAUUCUUCUACAAAUGUAGCAAGAGCUUUGGAAUUUACACGAACCCAUCUUUUGUCCCCAGAACACGGUGCCAGAAAUUCAUCUCGAAAACUUCUGAUCCAUAUCUACACUGGAUUCGAUGCUAAUGUUACGGAGUCUGUGAAGAUGACACAGUCAUUAACACGGGACAAAAUAACCAUCUUUUCAAUUGGGGUCGGAGGCAAGUACAAGGAUGAAGAGAUUUUGUCUACUGCUUCCAGUGCAUUUCAUGCUUAUUUUGCAGAAUAUAAAGAAAGUGAUAAAAGUUGGAGAUUAAAAGACACGGAAUUAAUUUUUAUUAGCAAGAUAUACUCAUUGCUUUGUACGAAGAGGGUAAAAACUUAAAUUAUUCUUUAAAAU
Messenger RNA from Saccostrea echinata, 7797 nucleotides. RefSeq names its product neurogenic locus notch homolog protein 1-like. Gene Ontology annotation, biological process: heterophilic cell-cell adhesion; establishment or maintenance of epithelial cell apical/basal polarity; cell-matrix adhesion. NCBI's taxonomy places the organism in Eukaryota, Metazoa, Mollusca, Bivalvia, Ostreida, Ostreidae. The transcript has 51 exons. Bases 1 to 7236 code for a protein of 2411 amino acids. Gene Ontology annotation, molecular function: calcium ion binding. The record is from RefSeq and is a predicted model, not a curated record. Gene Ontology annotation, cellular component: protein-containing complex; plasma membrane.